Molecule: messenger RNA, 2174 nt
Organism: Clupea harengus (Atlantic herring)
Lineage: Eukaryota; Metazoa; Chordata; Actinopteri; Clupeiformes; Clupeidae
Product: galectin-9-like
Exons: 10
Coding region: 250-1227 (325 amino acids)
Biological process (GO): negative regulation of type II interferon production; positive regulation of gene expression; negative regulation of CD4-positive, alpha-beta T cell proliferation
Cellular component (GO): nucleus; cytosol
Molecular function (GO): carbohydrate binding; galactoside binding
Source: RefSeq, a predicted model, not a curated record
UUUGUCCAAAUGUAUUUUACCAAUGUGUAAUUCAUGUGUGUAACUUCGCACACCAUAAAAUGUGUGGUAUGAUCCCAUAUAGUGCCCGGAUGUGGGACUAGCUGAUAAAGCCACGAUUCAGUCAGGAAGGGGAAACCGAAACUUAACUUUUACAAGGUUAAUCAAUUACCUCUACAGCCUUUCUGUUCUUUAGGCAGAGAUCGAUUUUGUUGAAAAUCUUAACAAAAAAGCUUAACUCAACGUCGAAGAAUGCAUCAGCAAAGUUACUACACACCGAAAAUACCAUUUACUGGUACCAUCAAGGGUGGUCUUCGCGAGGGAAAGACAAUUACUGUCACUGGAAGAGUGCUGCCUGGUGCGGAAAGAUUUAAUGUGGACUUUCAGUGCGGCUCAGACGUAGCCCUCCACUUCAACCCACGAUAUGGCGGAUUUGGCGGAUCCUAUGUGGUGUGUAACACGCGUCAAGGAUCAAGUUGGGGUAGAGAGGAGCGAACGCAACCAUCACCACUUCCUCUCGGGGCCAACUUCACCUUGGUAUUCAUGACCAACCACGAUUCCUAUUCUAUUGUUGUGAAUGGUGCCCAUUUCAUGGAAUACAAACACCGCAUCUCUGCUUCCAGUGUCGGAAACAUUUUUGUUAACGGCGGAGUGGAAAUACAGUCAAUUGCUUUUCAGAAUCCCGCUUUAAGCCAUCCAAACCCUGUGAGUGCUCAGAGUUACAGGGGAAGAAAUAAAUCACGAUCCAACAAAGCUGCCUGUGCGGCUGCUUUUGCGCCACCUUCUUUCUCUUCUUUUACCAUGGCACCUCCACCUUACAGCCCUUCUCCAUCUUACAUUGUUCCAUACAAGACUGUUAUUCAAGGCGGAUUGUAUCCUGGGAAGACCAUCACCAUCCAAGGCAUUCCAAUCCAACCAGCUAACGGGUUCAUCAUAAACCUGCGUUCAAACUCGGGAAUAGCCAUCCACUUCAACCCCAGGUUCAAAGAGAAUACCGUGGUGCGCAAUAGUCACAUGGAUAAUAAGUGGGGGUCCGAGGAAAGGUCCGGUGGGAUGCCCUUUCACUGUGGACAGCCAUUCACGGUGGCAUUUGUGUGUGACACCCAAUGCUUCAGGAUCAUUGUCAACAGUAUCCAGAUGUUCACCUACAACCACCGUCACUUGAGCCACCAGCAGACUGACAUUGUGGAGGUCACUGGGGAUGUGAGCCUGUCCUCUGUGCAAGUUUGAGGUCUAUGCUGAACCACAGCACCCUUUGAAAUCCUUGGUGUUGUAUCCCUACUUAAUUACCUUACAGCUGAAUCUUACGUAGUCCUGCUAGGUCAUAUGUGAUGGCAGCUCUUUAGGAAGAAAGUGUAUAUCUGUAGAAAAUUAAUUGAAAUUUAAAUGGAAUCAUUAUCUAUUAUUUUCUUGUCAAUCCAUAAUUAUUUCAUCCUAUACUCAAACAAAGCCGAGCUGCUUGAAUUUUUGCGCUAGCAGUAGUAUAAAGUCACCCAACGGCAAUGUGAAAGACUGGUGGAGAGCAUGCCAAGACACAUGAAAGUGUAUCAAGGUAAAUCAAGGUUAUUCCACCAAAUAUGGAUUUCUGAACUCUUCCUAAGUUAAAACAUUAGUAUUGUGCUGUUUAAAAAUGAAUUUGAGCUUGUUUUCUUUGCAAGAAAACAAGAUGUACAGUACUCAAUUCAAUAUUACAUUUAAUAGAGAAAAUAGAUAGUCUUUGUUGUUGUUGUUGUUUUUUUACAAAGGUUAAUCGGACAUGACACCACUUGUAACUCUACAGUAUUUAAUUUUAGAUAAGAACGAGAGAUGUUGUUCUUGCAAAUCUGUAGGAAAUCAUGUCAGUCUGAAUAGAAUGCCUUUACAGUUUUCCCCCCCCUUGGACUAUUAGUCAUGGUGGGUUAACGUAAAUGGCCUCUAGGGGGCAGUGUAUGCUUAUUUGUUUAGAACGUGCCAGUAACCCAGGUAGGCCGAUACGCUAAAAUAUGAUCCGUUUUAGGAUUCCCUAAUGGACAUGUUUUUCAUACAAUGCAUGCUUGUAUAUUUGAAUGCAGAUUUCACAGGCAUAUAAAGUUGGCCAUUGUCAUAUAUUUCAAGAUAAUGAACAUUUCCAAGUGUACUUGCAUAUGGGGAAUAAUAUAAUAAUUUGUUACAGUAAAUCAUUCACUGGAAAACGUAAA